This is a messenger RNA of Trematosphaeria pertusa, 1798 nucleotides long. RefSeq lists its product as uncharacterized. The transcript is spliced from 2 exons. The record is from RefSeq and is a predicted model, not a curated record. Lineage: Eukaryota; Fungi; Ascomycota; Dothideomycetes; Pleosporales; Trematosphaeriaceae. The coding region runs from base 247 to 1713 and encodes 488 amino acids.
GUCGCCGCUUCCCAUUCGUCUUUGCAGCCGCUGUCUGUCCCCGACCGCUCUUUGUCGCGCCGAUCCCAGGGACCGCAAACCGUCGCACGGCAGCACGACAGCCAUCACAUUCUCUACCGCACCUUGGAGUCGUCGCACAUCGCCGGCCGGUGUGCCAGUCGCUGUGCUGGGCCGCUGCCUCUCCUUUCCAUCCUCUUAAUCCGCAACGCCGAUCCCUGAGCCUGCGACAUUGUCACCACCGUCACCAUGGCCGCCUUCACCAAAAGAGAUGUCGAAAAUGUCAUGCGAACCAUCUUCCGCCGCUGCAUCGAAUGCGACAAGGGGACGCCUUCCUGCGCCGGCGUCACUUGCCCGAGCAACCAAAUCUGCGUCCAGAUCCCACCCAGUUGCAAUGUCUGCUCCCAUGUAGAUUGCAGACCUGAUCCUGCCGUCGGAGGCUCCGCAUCUUCGAACAAGCCAAACGUAGGGGCCAUCGCCGGAGGCGUGGUUGGCGGUGUCGCAUUCAUCGCCAUUCUGGUCUUCGUCAUAUGGAAGUUCUGCCUGAAGGGAAAGAGACAGCCGUACCAGGAGGGAGAGUGGCAGGAGGUGGAUAUGGCGGCACACGAGAAGGGCGAGAUCGACUUUGUGUCGCGGAGGAGCACUCGGGCGUCUACACACACCGUUGCCUCCAUGGCCUCGUCCGUCCUCACUCGCGCCUCCAACAUCAUCCAGAUUGCAUACAUCCCCGGCGUCACGAACCGCUCCGGCCCCGGAUCUCCAGACUUGCUGGUCCCACCGGUGCCCCCGAUCCCCGCCAUGUCCCCUUCAUCCGGUCUCAGCAGCCCGUACGCCGACUCGGAACAGCACUUCUUCGUGCCAGACUUCCGCGACUCAAUGGUAUCCAGCACCACCGACGGACGCAGCAGCUACGCCCGUACUAGCAUUGCGCCGAGUCUCGCAAGGGGCAGCGUCGCAUCUACCGUCUACCGCCAGAAUGCCAUCGUGUCUCCCCUUCCAGCUCAGACCAUCGUGCGAGGAAAGGCUGCUGUUGUCAGCGUCAAGUCGAGUGGCUCCAAUAGCCCAGCAGAGACGCCGAGCACGGAGGCCCCGCCGGUACCCCAGAUCGACCCGAAGCACACUGGGCAACCGAUCCGCAUUCAAAUGCCGCGAAUGAUGAGCGGUUCUUCCGUGAGCUCACAGAGCUCCAUCAGAAGCAUUGCGACGCUUGGCCCGGUCCGCGCACUGAACAUUACCAAGAAGAAGGCGACCGAGGUCACGACCCCAAAGCGCUCUCCUUCCAAUGCGAGCGCAAAAACUUCCUCUACUUCAACCUCAGAAACUCUGGUUCCUCCAAUGCGACCGCUUACGGAAAUAUCCGUAGCAUCCACCGACGACGGUGUCGCGCACGCACGUGCAAGGAGAGCCGCCGACGUGGAAUCGGACUCCGAGUCCGAUGAUGACGAUCACUCCCGCGCGCGACGCAGCCUUUUGCCCUCAGGAAGCGAGCGCGAUAGUGAUAUUACUGAGAUUCAAGAUACACCGGGCAUGCUGCAGAGUCCCUUCUCCGACAGCUCGACGAUUGACCGUCCGGACCUGCCGCAGCGACACACAUCGCGGUCGAGCGCGCUGCGCGCACCCAUGACGCCCAUCGCCGAGGAGUCGAAACGUGCAAGCAGCGCAUCAAAGCGCACGCAGAGCCCGUUCUCAGACGACAACAGGAGCGAUCUCGGGUGAAGCGCUCCAUGACGGAAAGCAAAGGGAAUUUCAUUCGGGCGUUUUGGGAAAGCCACCUCAUCGGUGAGCAACUUCGGGAUAAGAU